UUGUUAGGACUAGCAACAUUCCCGAGGAGGUUUGUGAGAGUGGAGUACCUUCUCAGCUGUAAGACUGGAGUGUUGAUGCAGAACGACAAAGGACUGGGGGAGAUUCAUGUUGACACCAUCAGUUAUGCUGGUAAAGCUAUGGAUCAAGUUAGGGACUAUAUUAGACUCAGAUUUUUUUGAUGGUGGCAGUCGCACUUCCGGGAGUGCUCAGGCUCCCGGGGUCCAGCUGGAUGUUGCUACCACAAGAGCUAGGAGGGAGAUUGGGUCCAGAGUUAGGGAUGUUGUUCUUGCGUUAGGUCACAAUGUUACUCUUACAACUAAUACCUACGAGGGUGCUUUGGAGGCUACAGUUACAUAUCAGGCAUCAAAUACGGGUGAGAUUGCUAUUUUGCGACGGACAGAGAGUGUUGGGCUGCGUCUGUCGUCUAGGGAUCAUAAAAGGAUGAAAUUACAAAGUGUCGAUACUGGCAAAAUUACUGUCCGCGCCUAGGUAUUGGAGGUCAUCCCAUUCACGAGUGACAGGGAGAGAAUGGGAAUUGUUGUCCGAUUUAUGGCUGGUGAAACAAGAAACGGGCCAGAUUUUCAUGGUGGCUGUAUGGAGGAGGAAAUAUCUAACUCUGGGGAUAUUGGGUUUUAUCAGGAGGGGGUGGGUACCGUCAUGACUUCGAUUGUGCAGGUUAACGACUAAUGGGAUCAGGAGUGCAGUAGUAUGGUUCGGGAGGAAUUAGAAACCUGAUUUAUUGGAAGGAAGAAGGUGUCCAUCUAGCGCGACCAGGAAUUCUCCGGAAAACUCAAAUCUGGGUCAUUGUCGCUUGGUAAUUGGGACAGGAGAUGGGCAAGGUUGUGACGGAGAAGUCGUGAUGGAGAUGUUGUGACGGAGAAUCUUUGAGCAUGGCUUGGAGCUUUUGGGGGUGGUGGGUGUCAGGGGUAAGCUGCCGAGGGAUGUUGAGCCAAGUUGGGAGCUUCUCUGGAAUGUGGGGAUCAUGAUUGGAUGCUGACUGGUGAUAAACUCGCAAAGUUGGUGUUGAAGGAACAAUAUGGUAUACUAGUCAUUGCCAAGUAUAUGCCUACUACUCUAUUCUUUUUGCCUCCAGGCAAUACUAACUCAGAUGCUGUUACCUAGUGAAACCAAGAGACUGCACCCACGAUGCCUUAGAAUUCCUCUGCAAUAAAGCAAGCUCCUGUCUCCUCAUCAACAGCGAAUCUCUCAUGUUCUUCCUAGACACGAACAAAUCCGAGUUCAUAAUUUUUACCGUACAACUCUCAGGAGUAAUCGCCUACCAUUGCACCCUCCCCCAAAAGUCCGACAUAGCCCGGCUCAUCCGUGCCUUAAUUAGGAAACACAUAUGCUUCAUCUGCGACAGUGAGAAUGACGUCUCCAUGGUCCGGGCUGCUUGUUGGGUAUGGCAAUACUAUACUAUGGUACCGGUAUUCUCGCCGGUAUUGGAUGCUGAUGUAGACGAGCCUCAGGCGAAUCUUUAUCCUUAUCCUGAUCUUUAUAAGAAACUUACCGAAGGGUAUUCGCUGAAUUAUCUGGCGUUUUUUGUUAGGGUGCUUUUGUUAGCAUUCACCAAAGUCUAUCUUUCCCUCCGAUAAUUAUGCCUGACUGCCUGAGCGCUGAUAAAAGCACAGAGGAGAGGAGAGAUAAUCCAAAACCUCUCCCAAAUACUCGUGGGCCUCGACCAUUUUAAUCGCAUCAUAUCUGUGAGUUUAACAGUUCUGAUAUUAAAUGGGCAUAUAAUGGCGGCCCUAGAAAUCACAACUUGG
This is a messenger RNA of Tuber aestivum (summer truffle), 1767 nucleotides long. Lineage: Eukaryota; Fungi; Ascomycota; Pezizomycetes; Pezizales; Tuberaceae. The record is from the annotation of a GenBank genome assembly.